Molecule: messenger RNA, 1921 nt
Organism: Aspergillus heteromorphus CBS 117.55
Lineage: Eukaryota; Fungi; Ascomycota; Eurotiomycetes; Eurotiales; Aspergillaceae
Product: putative mitochondrial carrier protein
Exons: 2
Coding region: 109-1482 (457 amino acids)
Biological process (GO): mitochondrial transmembrane transport
Source: RefSeq, a predicted model, not a curated record
GUCGCUGCUGAUCGCACAACAAGACAUCCUAUUUAACUGCUGCACCGACAACGGACCCCAUCCCUCUCCCGCACACAUCCACUCCUUCCGAUCCGCGCCACUGAAUGAAUGUCCGCCAUCCGAACUGAUCUUGCGCGUGGGGACCGAUAUCGCUCCGACGGACUGACCAGCACGGGUUUGGAAGGGAAUCUCCCAGAGUCAUGGCCCUCAGUUGAAGAUCUCACCAUGGCGACUACUUCUCGAACGGGGGCGGCCCCUGCUUCGAGCACCAUGCAGACAAACGAUAAUGUUUCCCUCGGCCAAAGGAUGGUCUCUGCCACCAUCGGCAGUUUCCUCACCAAUAUCUUAGUUACUCCCCUCGACGUCGUCCGAGUCCGUCUGCAGUCCCAGUCCUCCAUCAAGAACUUGUCGCCUUUUACCUCCCACACCACCCAUAAUUUGAAGAACGCUCCUCCAAACCUCGGAGUAACGGCUUGCUGUCGAGAGGUUUUCUGGAUCGGCCAGAACACCCACAUAUGCAUGGUUGGACCCGGCGUGGGGACCAUCGGAACUACAUCGUCGAUGGCUGAUUGCGCGGUGGAGGAAACCCAACGAAAGACGUUCACGUCGACACUGGAUGGGCUGCGGAAGAUUGCGCGCAAUGAGGGCGUCUGGACGCUUUGGCGUGGACUUAGUCCUACGCUGAUGAUGGGUAUUCCGGCGAACAUUAUCUAUUUUGCUGGAUACGACUGGUUGCGCUCCGAUGAUAGGAGCCCCAUCAAGAAGUCUCUCCCCGAUAUUUACGCCCCGUUAGUCGCAGGCGCUGUUGCCAGAGCCGCGGCAGCCUCGGUGAUCAGUCCCGUGGAGAUGUUCCGGACCCGUUUGCAGGCAACGCCUGGCACUGGUGCGGGCCAUUUCAAGGCCACCCUGGAAGAUCUGCAUCAUAUGGCCCGGACCCAUGGCUACAGUUCGCUAUGGCGGGGAUUGACUCUUACCAUGUGGCGCGAUGUACCUUUCUCAGCUCUUUAUUGGUGGGGUUACGAGGAAGUCAAGAGUCAUUUCAUCGAAGGGCGCAAGAGAGCCCACGCACAUACUUUGCUGCACGGGCUACCGUCUGCUAGCCAGCAGCACCAACACGACCUGGACGCCCCGACAUUUUUUGAAAGCUUUAUUGCAGGUGCCAGCUCGGGCUGCCUGGCGGCCCUUGUCACCACCCCGUUCGACGUGGGCAAGACCCGCCAGCAGGUCUUCCGGCAUAUGGGUAACGAAGUGUCAGUCCCCGCAGGGGCAACUCUUCACCCCGAACAGCUUGCCUUGCCGAAGUUCCUGAUGCACAUCUUCCGCGAGGAAGGCAUGGCCGGACUUUUCCGCGGCUGGGUUGCGCGGUGCCUGAAGGUAGCACCGGCUUGUGCCAUCAUGAUUUCCACCUACGAGUUUGGAAAGAAGAUGGCACGGGACGUCAACGAGCGAAGCCAUGAGUCGACAGACUCCGAUACGAUCUAAACCCCGACCAGCAUAUCACCCUCUUGGAUACUCCGGAUGGAUUGACAUAUACCGGCGUACUUGUUUACCACCAGACCCGAAAUACCCGGAUUUGAUCUAAGCGAUUCUUACCAUGCAUUCGCAGCUUCCGCUGUUCAUCUUAUUGUUUAAUUGCGAUAAACUAGGCGCGCACCCGUUCGUCUAUUGUGUGAUCGAUGUAUGACGACCGCAUUGAGUCCCCCUAUAGAGCUUUCUUUCUUCUUCCUCUAUCUUUAUCCCUUUCCUCUCCUGUUUCCGGAUUUCCUUUGUCAUAGCGUUAUGGUCCUGUGCUGUCUCACAAGACUAAAAAGGAGGCUUCGUUAUUUGGUGCAAAGGCUUUCAAAACAUGUAUAUUAUUACUUUCUCGAGUCGAGCGAGCCAAAUCUUCACUCCAGCCUGUUUAUAGUUUAUACAUAGUUUG